UCUCUCUCUCUCUCUCUCUUUCUCUUUUGCUCUCUCUUUCCCUCUCUUUCUCCCCCCCCUGUUUGUCCCUUCAAUCCGACGGUCUCCACCCUGCAAGCAAUCCACCCCUGCAGAAACACUGGGAAAAAGCAAGAGUGCUUCACGUUCCCUCCAAACAACUCCUCUCUCUUCUUCCUUCUCUCCACCUUCCCUCCUGUGAUCCAUCAAUCUCACCCCUCUCGAUCCCUCCAUUGUCGCAUCGCCGUUUCAUCGCACUUCGGGGCACCCACGCCUUCCUCCUCCCUAUUGCGCCCGACUCUCUCUGCGCCCUCUCUCCGCCACUGCUCUGAUCCCGCUGUCAACUCCUCGGUUAUUGCCCCUGGACGCACCUCGCCGUUGCCACCAUGAGCGCCUCCCAACAGUCUGCGUUCGCUAACCCCUAUGCCACCUCCAUGACCAUGGCCCCGCCAGCGUCCCCCCAAUUGCCUGUCAACCUGGGUUCCAAUAACCCCUUUCGAAACCGUGCCCUGUCGCCCGCCAGUUCCGCCAACUCGGGUUCCCGACCGGAGCGCCCAACCUCCACCAACCCCUUCUUGGACGAUACCGACCCCUUGUCGCCCCAGUCCGCCCCCGUUGGUGUCACCCCCUUCUCCCCCGUCGACCGGCCCGACAUGACUGGCAACACGCGCGAGCUCUUUGCGAACCUCUCCCUCAACCCCACUCCCCCCCAGCCCGCGCAACAACCCACGGGCUUCCGUCAGGCGCCGCCCCGGCCGAAUAAUCCCCCACACAAGUCCUCAAGCACCCGGGCGCCCCCCUCGAGGGAACGCGCUGAACGCCGCCGGCCCAAGGAUCCCCUUGACAUCUUUGCCGACCCCCCCAAGACCAGCAGUGGCAAACCCCGCGGGGACCGUGAGCGCCGCCCGCGUCGCAACUCCGAGUCCUCCGUCAUCGACCGGGCCUCGAAGCUGCUCGACACGGAAGAUGAUCAGCGCCGACGGGAGCGCCGGCGUCGCGAACGCGAGGCCCGUCACGGCAAGUCGCGCUCUAAGAAGGCCCAUUACCAGCUGGAUAUCAUCGAUAAACUGGAUGUGACCAGCAUCUACGGAACCGGAAUGUUUCAUCACGACGGCCCCUUCGAUGCCUGUAACCCCAGCCGCAAUCGCAAGGGCCUGCGGGCCGCCCCCAUGCAGGCCUUCCCCAAGGACUCGAGCAACAUGGCUCUGGGUGGCGCCGGACCGAACAACGAAAAGAUCGACCUCAACCUGUUCAACGGCACCACGCAGGAGGGUUACAACGACUUCGCCUCCACGGGCGUCUCCAGUCGCCCCGCCGAGGGCGGCAGUUUUGACCCGAAAUCCCGCAUCGAACCCGUCCACGGACCCAACAGCAUGGGUCUGGGGACCAGUACCUUCCUCGAAGGGGCCCCCGCCAGCAAACUGGCUAUGCAGCGGCGCGCGAGCGAGAAUGAGAAUCAGAUCGUCGGGGGCAUGUCCAACGGCGGCGGUGGGCUGCAGCGCAAGAAGAGUCUGGCGCAACGUCUCCGUGGCAUCAACCGGGCCCCGAGCGGCCGCGUGGUCUCGCCCGAGGCUUCCUACACCGUGGCCGCCGGUUCCGCCGCCCCUGGAUCGGCCCGCGGCAAUGACAAGAAUCCCUUCUAUCAGGACUACGACGAUGCGUAUGAGAAGAAGGGCGCGCAGAUCGCCGAAGGCCCGACUGAGCUGAAGCGGUCCCAGUCAGCUGGCUCGGACAAAGGGGCCGGACUGGAACGGCGCCACACGAACGAGCCCACCCGGUCCUACACCACCACGUUCGAGGAGGGCAAAACCGGCGGUGCGGCCGGAGGCGGCUUCCUCAACCGCAUGAAGAGUUUGCGGAAGCCCCGUCCCGAACGACGGGUGACGGACGAAUGAGCGGGGACAUAAGAAAUUCUAUAUUGGCGGAUAGAUGAACCGAUCGAGCGGCGUGGAAUCAGAGAAACCUUUCCGAGAGCGAGCCUCCGCCCAGGACCUGCAUAGAGGCCCCCACCAGGCGGCGCAUCAGACAGCGAUGCUCUUUCUUUCUCCCGAGGAUGAUGGGAUGAUUCGUUCGGAGUGCAGGACCCUCCAGACAAUCACACGUUGAGCAGUCUGGUUCGAUGGAUCAUAUGACAAACCGCACGGAACGCACGGGGGCACAGGCGUUGGCUGGUGGAUUUGCGCGGACCGGAUGGGAAUGGAUGGCUUUUGUUACGUUACUCUUACUCCUUGUAUGCAUUUUAGUUUUAUGCACCUGAUUAUCAGAAUCGAGUAAAUGCCGCAUUUGCA
This is a messenger RNA of Aspergillus candidus, 2285 nucleotides long. RefSeq names its product Pal1 family protein. The transcript is spliced from 4 exons. Lineage: Eukaryota; Fungi; Ascomycota; Eurotiomycetes; Eurotiales; Aspergillaceae. The record is from RefSeq and is a predicted model, not a curated record. The coding region runs from base 384 to 1892 and encodes 502 amino acids. Gene Ontology annotation, cellular component: cytoplasm.